This is a messenger RNA of Trichechus manatus latirostris (Florida manatee), 2350 nucleotides long. It is a transcript of the gene STBD1, whose product is annotated as starch binding domain 1. The record is from RefSeq and is a predicted model, not a curated record. Gene Ontology annotation, cellular component: membrane. Bases 15 to 1094 code for a protein of 359 amino acids. Gene Ontology annotation, molecular function: starch binding; glycogen binding. The transcript is spliced from 2 exons. NCBI's taxonomy places the organism in Eukaryota, Metazoa, Chordata, Mammalia, Sirenia, Trichechidae.
GCAGCCUCUCAAUCAUGGGCGCCGUCUGGUCCGCCCUGCUGGUCGGAGGCGGUCUGGCCGGGGCGCUUUUCCUUUGGUUGCUGCGGGACGGCCCUGGGGACAAGGGGAAUGAGGGGGUCGCGGAGCUGAAAGACGCCCCUCCUGGGGAGACUGCGGCUCCCGGAGGAGAUCGGGGUGGCGGCGGGAGACUGAGUCCUGGACCUUCCGGGCGGGAGCCGGUCACCACACCAGACCAUCUUCAAGAAAGCAAUGGAUGUUUGAGUUCAGAGACCAAAGGCGUUGGUAACCUAGGUAACCUGCAGGAAGCAGCACAGAGACUGCAGAGUCCUUCUGGAGAAGAUGGUGACCGUGACAAUUCAAGACAACAUGUUCCUUCUGGACAGUCUCCAGACACAAAAUCUCUAGCUACCUCUGAAACUGGUCACUCUAGGGGUUACUCUGAAGUUUCAAGUAAUGUAAGCCUUGAUCCUACAGGAGAAUGGGGGUUCCAAAAAGGACAAGAGGCACCUGCUAAAGCAGCUACAUGUUUUUCCGAGAAGCUGACUUCUAGCAACCAGCUAAUGGACAGAACUAAAGAAGUGAGCCAUCCACAGUUGGACAGUUCAGACCCGGCUGACCAGGACUGGGAAAUGGUGUCCAGGCAUUCAUCUUGGGGAGAUGCUGGUUUGGGUGGUAGCCUUGAGGCUCUAGUGGUAAGCCCAAGCCAGGGAAUGGACUAUGGCAGAAGUGUUCUUGUGGAAUCAAGAGGUCAGGAAGUAGAUGUAAAAACAAAAAAGGUAGUGGCAAUGUUUCCAGAGCCUCGGCAAGUCAAUGUCAGGUUCCAGGUCCACUAUAUCACAAGCACUGGUAAGCAAUUCAUUGCAGUAACUGGAGACCAUGAGAGUCUUGGGAGAUGGAACACUUACAUCCCACUCCAGUAUAGCAAGGAUGGGUUCUGGUCUCGUUCUAUUUCCCUGCCAGUCAAUACAGUGGUGCAGUGGAAGUUUGUAGUGGUAGAGAAUGGGGAGGUUACCCGCUGGGAAGAAUGCAGCAACAGAUUCCUAGAGACUGGCCAUGAGGAUAAAGUGGUUCAAGAGUGUUGGGGGAUUCACUGAUUCGGGCUGCAAGGUACUGGAGAAUCUGUUGCAGAAUGGGAAAGAGGCUAAGGUUGUGGAGCACACUGAAUAAUUUAAAAUAAAGGAAGUGUGACUCCAAAUUUAGUCAUUAGAGUUGUUUCAAAUUUGCUAGUGGCUUUUGUUUAAUGUGCAGAAACAUACGUAGAUGAUGCUUCCAGUGAACAUGGACUUUUCUUCCUGUGGUAUUGACGAGUUUGUGCGGAUCCAUCAUUACUUUAGGGCUUGGUCCUCUUGGCAAGAGUGACUUGGCUAAGCUUCAUGGAGCACAGAAACUAACCAAUCACCCAGGUCUCAAGCCUGAGCCUCUGGGUAAGCCUUAAAUCAAGGGAGUAAAACAUGCGUCAUCCAAAGAUCAUCAUAUUUCCUAUUGGUACAGCUGGAGAAGCACUCUUUACUACAUGCACAUUUUAUAUUUAAAAAUAGUUAACAUUGUAUGGGACUGUGAUCAGAAAAUACCUGGUCCCCAGAUGUGAUUAGCAAGGAUAUGAGGUAAUGCUUUAAGACUCCCCAAUUUUCUUUUGUGCUAGACUUUACCGCCAGGUGUGGUUUUGAAGGCAGCAAAUAUGUCUUUGUCUUAAUGCUCUAAGACUGGUGUAGAAAAAAGGGGCCUAAUCAGAGUUAGUUAUCAGGAGCACUCUAUGAGAAAAGAGAACAUGAAUGGGGUUAGGAGGUGGGCUGAGCGAGGUGGCCUGAAGAUACCACUUAGAGGACUGGGAGGUACAGUUACAGCCUAGACUCCAGGGAGGGACCCUCAUCAUUUAUACAUGGGGCCUUUGUAGGACCGACUCUCCCCCCCGCCUGUCCCCUCACACCAUAUCUGGACUGAUGAUCAGAUGAACUGUCCUAUAGCAGUUGUUUCCAUCCUUCACCCUCUUCCCUUUCCUCUCAUACUAACAGCCAUCUUGGAUAACGAAUUUAUACAGGGCAGUAAUACAGAAGUACAUCUAUGCUCUGAGAAGAAAUAAACAUUCAAACUUUAAGUUAUUCUAACUGAGCAAAUAAUAAAACCUCAAUGUCUGAAUUAUUUGCCUAACUCUUAGUACCAUAACCGCUUGGAUGCAAAAUAAAAUACUAAUAUCUUCCUGCACUAAUAACAGACACUAAGAGAAAAGCAAACAUCAAGAGGCAUACAAGAUAUAUGAAGAGUCUGUUUUUCUCCUUCCUUUGGAGAAAAAAGCUUAGAAUAUGUAUUUUUAAAAAUUUACCUUUGCUUGGAGAGAAAUUCAGCAUGCCUG